AUAACUGAUUACAAUUCUUACCUCUGAGCUCAUACUUUCAAAUCUAAUGUUUUUUGUUUCUGCUUUGUGUCAGGCAAGUAACUGUGAGACAAUGCUUAGCAAGAUUAAGAUUCCUCUACCAGAUAUGCUCAACGCAGUUCUAGAUUUGGAUUCUUCAGCUCUGAUCAUUGACCAGAUUAAAAAUCUAAUCAAAAUCUGUCGGAGCAAGGAAGAAAUGGAUAUGUUGAGGAAUUCUGCUGGUGGUGACAAGGAAAUGCUUGGAAAGUUUGAAGAGAUUUUCGGGGAACUAAUGAAGGUUCCGCGGAUAGAACCAAAAUUACGAGUGUUUGCUUUUAAGGUUGACUAUUCUUCCAGGGUGAGAGACUUAAGAAUCUGGCUGAAUACGAUAAUCGCUGCUACUAAAGAGAUAAUGGGAUCUGUGAAGUUGCUUAGGAUUAUGCAAACAAUUUCAACACUGGAAAUUCUAGGAGGUUCUGAUGUGGAGUGUGAACUGGAUAGUCUUGUUAAGUUAUCUGAUAAUGUGGUUUUGAUGCAUGACUUUUGCAAGCUUGUUGGUGAAAAAAUGCCGGAAUUGCUGGAUUUUGGUAAUGACCUUGUUCACUUAGAAGCUGCAUCAAAGAUUGAAUUGAAUGCGGUUGCUGAGAAUAUGCAACAGUUAUACGACAUCGAGAGAGAGGUGGAUGACGAGUUCAUAGCUUCAGAAAAUGAUGGUGCAAAUUUUGUCGGGUUCCGAAACAUGCUGUAUGAUUUUCUUGGUAGAAUUGACGCCGACGCGCAGUUGCUUAAUAUCUUAUACUCAGAAGCGGGAAGAAUUGCAGAUUCCUACAUAAGUGAGUAUCCAGCUCACGUUAGCUUCGAGGAAGUGACCAACAUCCUGACCCGUUUCGUGGAAACGUUCUACAAGUCUCGUGAGGAGAUUGAAAGACAAGCCGAGGCUGAGAGGGAGAUGCUGGAGAACGAAACAAUGAACAUCAACCAAAACGGGAACCUCUAAAGAACCGUAUCUAGAUCCAUCAACAACUUCUAUGCUGCUUAGAUGGAACUGCAAACUAUCUAUGAUCUCUUUACUAGUGUUUAUGUCCUAGAAAAGAUUUGAACUUUUUUACAUUCCGAAGUUUACAUUAUCUUCAUUCUGCUAAUAAACUAUUUAUCUUCUA
Messenger RNA from Arabidopsis arenosa, 1157 nucleotides. Lineage: Eukaryota; Viridiplantae; Streptophyta; Magnoliopsida; Brassicales; Brassicaceae. The record is from the annotation of a GenBank genome assembly.